CUAGUGUUAGGUUACAGGAAGUUCACCGAGGUUCUUUCGAUUGUACCACACGCUUACAGCGCCAUUUUGGAAAUCAACUUGGCUCUAGUAAAAGUCGUUACAAACCCAACAAAUACUAAGAAACCCUCAAUUUUUCAUCAUGCAGAGAGACGAACCCGGAAAAAUCUUCAUUGGGGGCUUGAGCUGGAACACUGAUGCAGAGGCCUUGAAGUCAUACUUCUGCGCUUUUGGAGAAGUGGUCGAUUGUGUUGUUAUGAAGAACCCACAGACUGGCAAGUCUCGUGGGUUUGGUUUUGUCACAUUCAAGGACCCAAGUGUUCUUGAUGUGGUACUACCAGAAAAACACAAAAUCGAUAACAGAAUGGUUGAUGCUAAACCAUGUAAUGCCAAGCAGGGAGGAGGAGGUGGAGGCGGAGGAGGACGUGGAGGACCAGGAGGACCAUAUGGCCGUGGAGGUGGCGGCGGAGGUCGUGGAGGUUAUGGUGGACAUGGGCAUGGUGGAGGCGAUAGUCGCGGUGGUAUGCAAGGAAAAACAAACAAGAUCUUUCUUGGUGGUAUUCCAAAUGAAGCUAAUGAAGACAGCCUUAGAAACUACUUCAGUCAGUUUGGAGGUGUGACAGAUGUGACGAUAAUGUAUGAUCAAGAAAAAGGCCGUUCUCGAGGCUUUGGGUUUUUGACAUUCGAGAGAGAAGACAGCGUUGAAUUGGUGUGUGGAGAUCAAUUUCAUAUUGUGGACGGGAAGAAGAUUGAAUGUAAACGUGCAGAACCUCGUCAGGGUCGUGAUGGUGGUGGUGGAGGAGGAGGAAGGGGGCGUGGACGUGGUCCACCUGGACUUAUGAUGGGGGGAGGUCCACAUGGACAGGGCCCUCCUCAGUUUGCACCUCCCCAGGGACCUGAUAGCUGGGGACAGGGAGGAAACAACUUUCCACCCCAAGGAGGUCCUCCAGGGGGCCCACCUGGCUACGGAUCUAAUGGGCAAGGUUAUGGGGGUGGCUAUCAAGGCUAUCAACAACAAGGUGGUGGAUAUCAAGGACAGCAAGUGGCAUGGCCUAUGACUGACCAAGCUGCUCCAGUGCCCGCUGUAGCACAAAGUUACCAAGGUUACGGUGGUGCCUAUAGCAACGGUCAAGCACAAGCUGCCCCUGUAGUAGAUCCAUAUGCUCAACAGACUCAACAGUCACCAGCCAUGGGACAGUAUGCUCAAGAUGCUAGCAAUUAUGGCCCCAGUCGAACGUAUGGACAGACAGCAACAGCAGGUGCCCCUGCUGGUGGAGCAUACAGUCAACUGGCUUCAUAUGCUCAGCCCACAGGUCAAGCCGCAGUGUACAGUGACCCAAGUGGCUAUGGAGCUGCUGGAGCAGCUGCCUCACAGCAAGUGGCAUAUGGAAGCCCACCAGAUCCUCAGCAGGCAAGCUAUGCUGGCUAUGGUGCUCAAAGGCAGUCUGCAGGCAGUCAGCAAGCAUAUCACCCAUAUCGACGAUAAACAUCAGGCUGCCUUAUUAAUCAUAAUGUGUGGGAGAGAGUGAGGACUGACAACAAGCAAUUUUAGUAUUUCUCACUUCAGGAGCAUUUCAUCCAUCAUAGCAUCCAUGAUGUUUUAAUUAAUUGUACUAUCUUGGAGUUGUCAAAAUUGAGUUGUAAAUUAUUUGUGAAUUUAAUAUACCCUAAGAACUUGAAUCAUGUUUAUAGUUGAGGUAUGUUCCAGCGUAAGAAAAGAUUUACUGAGAAAGACUGUGCCAAAUCAUUCAUUUCAUCUCAGUUUGCUGUCCGUACUGAAAAGAAUUUUCAAUGAGGACUUGUUUCAUUUUUGGCAUUUGUAAGUUUGUCUGAUGUGCAGGAUUAUUAUUAUGUACCAUCUUCUUGAGUAAAAUGUGUUGCUAUUGUUUGAUGUGACUCAACUAUUUACACAUGUCAAGAGAUAGUAAGGUGGCCAAGCCACAAUCUUUUUAUUUAGGAUCUGUCUCCCAGUUUUGGCUCUUUUGAAUCUGUCAGUCUUGUUGAUAAGUUUAACACAAAUAUUUCACAAAUUUUAUCAAAAUACAUCAUUGAGCAGAAACUGUUGAGCAUAUCUAUUUGUGACAAUUUCAGGUUUUGUUUUUUGUACAUAGUCAUACCAUUGCUCAUCGAUCUGCUAAAUAAACAUUUUAUUGUCAUGAA
Haliotis rubra (blacklip abalone) is the source of this 2157-nucleotide messenger RNA. RefSeq names its product heterogeneous nuclear ribonucleoprotein A/B-like. The transcript has 12 exons. The coding region runs from base 140 to 1483 and encodes 447 amino acids. Gene Ontology annotation, molecular function: RNA binding. The record is from RefSeq and is a predicted model, not a curated record. NCBI's taxonomy places the organism in Eukaryota, Metazoa, Mollusca, Gastropoda, Lepetellida, Haliotidae.